Messenger RNA from Zingiber officinale, 1008 nucleotides. RefSeq names its product 3-hydroxyacyl-[acyl-carrier-protein] dehydratase FabZ-like. Bases 81 to 737 code for a protein of 218 amino acids. The transcript is spliced from 4 exons. Lineage: Eukaryota; Viridiplantae; Streptophyta; Magnoliopsida; Zingiberales; Zingiberaceae. Gene Ontology annotation, molecular function: hydro-lyase activity. The record is from RefSeq and is a predicted model, not a curated record. Gene Ontology annotation, biological process: fatty acid biosynthetic process.
GACCACACACACCGCUCUUCAUCUACCGCUUCGAUAGCUGCCCCCGUUCGCUCACUGUCUCGACGGAAGCCUCAGCGGCCAUGGCCACCAGAUGCCUCGUCUCCGCGCCUCCCCCGUCCCUCCGGCGCCCCGGCGCCCCACUCCCAGAGCGCCUUUGCCCUCCGAGCCUCACGCUUCGAGGUCCUGCAGCGGGUUUCGCGAAGAGCCGGCUCGUGACGCGAUGCUCCGUUGACGGCACGGUGACGACGGAAGUUGAUGUUCCUAUCGAGAAGAGGUUUCCGCCUUUUCCCGCCGUCAUGGACAUAAAUCAGAUCCGAAAUAUCUUGCCUCAUCGGUUUCCAUUUCUAUUGGUUGAUAGAAUAAUCGAAUACACACCCGGAGUUACAGCUGUUGGGAUUAAGAAUGUCACCAUCAACGAUAAUUUCUUCCCUGGACACUUCCCCGAGCGCCCGAUAAUGCCUGGUGUUCUCAUGAUCGAGGCAAUGGCCCAGGUUGGAGGCUUUGUCGUGUUGCAGCCUGAAGUGGGUGGCUCUCGUGAAAAUUUCUUCUUUGCUGGAAUUGACAAAGUGAGAUUCAGGAAGCCUGUGAUUGCAGGGGACACCUUGGUCAUGAGAAUGACCCUGGUCAAGUUGCAAAAACGCUUCGGAGUCGCAAAAAUGGAAGGGAAGGCCUACGUCGGUGGUGAAGUAGUAUGCGAGGGUGAAUUCUUAAUGGCUACGGGUUCUGGAAGCGAGUGAUUCCUGGCACAAACAGAUUUCCUGGCCCAUCUUUGCCAAGAUGAGAGGAUGAGGAUAAGUCAAUUCUGUUUUUCUUUCUUCCAGCUGUUUCAUUUAAAGCUGCUUCAUAAUUAGCUCGUGUAGCACCUGCGGUUUUUGAGAAUUUCCUUUUUUCUGAAACAAUCUGAUAAGUGGAGACUGGAGAGUUCAGGGACUGCAACAAUUGCUGUAGAAACUUCUUCACAUAUAAAUUCGAUCUGCAUCACCUGUUUGGUUGACUGUUGUUGAUUAA